Molecule: messenger RNA, 2446 nt
Organism: Daktulosphaira vitifoliae (grape phylloxera)
Lineage: Eukaryota; Metazoa; Arthropoda; Insecta; Hemiptera; Phylloxeridae
Exons: 3
Coding region: 563-1393 (276 amino acids)
Source: RefSeq, a predicted model, not a curated record
AGUUUGAAGUAUACAGGCUUAUAAAAAUGGCACACGGAAUGGUGUCACGAUAAAACUCGGUUGUGCGCGAGCUGGUUUAUUUUGUGAACUGGGUGAUAUUUUAGCUAUGGGCUUGACACUCGAACCGGUAGAGGCGAUGCAUCACAUGAUACUGCAUCAAUGUUAUGGUUGUACGCGAUCGCUUCCGCCACUUAUCUGGCAAGGGGCACUGUAGUAGACAGCAGUUGUUGCGCCAGCAUUACAGAUAACGCGCACCUUUUACUCAGUUCAUAUAGUAUAAGAUCCGUUACGCGCACACCGUUCAAUUCAUACGAUAACUGUCAAGCGCUGCCGAGCAGACGAUUGUACUCGAUCGAACCUAUUAGUUUAUUGUCCACGGUCGUCACGUGUUGCGUUCGCUAUUGAAUUUUGACGACCAGUAGUGCGAAUAAUUAUUAUUUAAAUAGUUAAGAUAGCUUACUUUCCUUGACGUAAGGAUUUAUGAUGUACAUUAGAGUGACAUUAUCUAAAAUAAAAAACGUAGUGUAAUAAACGCGUACGCGCGCGCACGUAUAGUACACACAUGCACUCGACAAGAACCGGCAGCCGGCGACCUGACGUACCCCACGCACACGACUACGGGCAGGCAGUCAGCAGUCAGCGAGUGACGAAGCAGCCCAGUCCAGCAGUUGUCCGCCAAAACAUGUCGGGUUCCAGCAUGUGUUGCCAUUUCGCGAGAUCGGCCAUCGUGGCCGUCGCUGCGUUGGCCUCGUGCACGGACGCUGCGACCAUCGUGUUCAAAAUGAAAGAUAGCGCAGACAUGGGUUUUAAACCUGCCAGAACAACAGUGCUGGCUGGAACCUCAGCCGCCGAAACACUUAGCGAUAUCAAAGGAAAAUCUUCCUCCACUUCAGUCGAGGGAGGAUUUAACUUCACGACAAUUUCAUUGAAUGUUGCCAACAACGUAUCUCACACUUUAGACCAAGAAGAUCAGGAUGGCAUAACGGAUGAAGACGCAUUGUCGGCCGUGUGGUAUCUAGCUGCUUUCGGUGGACUUGUACUGUUCUUCUUUGUGGUUACAUGCUCCGAGCUGUUCUUCGGUAACCCUAUCUAUACACGUAGACCGGUCGAGCUACCUCACGCUGGCUACCUACGUCGACACGUUUACGGACUUCGAAAUCAGGGGUACACGCCCGAGACGCCACCGCCGCCGUAUCAUUUAUUUGCACCGCCCAGCUACGCGGACACCUUAAAGGGAUUGCCGGCCUACGAUUCCAGCAAAAAGUUGAUCGACGUGUUCGUGGUACCAGUGCACGGAAGCGACACGGCCGUCGCAUCACUUCAGUCUGCCACUAACGUGGUACCGGCCACAGCCGUCGACGACCGUAAGCAGAUUGCCCUGACCAAAUCCUAAUCGACACUCAAAUGUUGUACAGUGUGUUCUCCCCUCACCGAGCGAACGGAGCAGACGAAGCGAACAUUACGCACCGACUGAGCGGACUCUCUCCCACGCCGGGAACACUCGUUUCCUUUGAUCUCAUUUUUUGUGCGGUGCAUACAUUACACAUUAUGUAUUAAAAACGAUUAGAACUUUAUAAAUAAAUAAAUGUAUUUUUUGAUUAUUUAUUACACGCUCGUGUGAUGGCGUGUUAGACACUACCUAUUUAAUGAUAUAAAUUUUUUUACUUUUAGUUCAACACAAUUCAGAUUUUGAUAUAAUUUAUUUAUUAUUAUUUUCUUAUAUUUAUUGAGCGUUAUGAUUUUUAACAUUUUGUACUGUACUAUUUUUUUAGUCGACGGUAAAUUGUUAUCAUUAUUUCAUUUUUUUACGUAAUUGUUAGUAAUAUUUAUUAUUAUAUUUUAUGAAUAAUUUGUAAAGCGUCCUUUGUUUGGGUACGCUGGUGGUUACUUCUGCACUUGGUUUUUGUCCCGCAAAAGGAUUAUCAAUUAUUAUUUACAAAUAUUUUAUUACUUGUUUUAUAAUAUUAAAGUAUUGUCCCAUUUGUUAUUGACACAGGUUGAUUAAUCAGCCAAUAAAAGACCCUGCCCCUUUAAUUUGUAUUACAAUUAGAACUGUUAAAUUUUUAAUUACUGUUAGAACUUUUACUUGUUGUAUAAACGGGUGUAAUCCGACGAAAACCAUUUGCGGAUGCCCCUCCCCAGUUAUUUAAAAUAGUAUCGUAUCUUAUGCUGCUACAGUCAGUGUAACAUGAUAAUUAUUCAUUAUAAUAAUAUAUAAAUGUAUUAAUGUGUUAUUUUCUGUAUGAAUUCUGUGUAAAAUUUUAUGUUACACGUAUCGCUUAUAAAACUGUAUACAAACCGAAUUAUUUUUUAAAUAUAUAAUUACAAUUAUAAGUGUUAAAUGUUCGGUCUAUGUGAGUUGUACGAAUAUUUUAAGUGUAUUUUAUAAGUAGCCUAUAUUAGGCAAAUUUUUGUAUUAGUUCAUUAAACGGUUACCAACACUCAA